This is a messenger RNA of Impatiens glandulifera, 282 nucleotides long. Its product is annotated as ADP-ribosylation factor-like protein 8c. The record is from RefSeq and is a predicted model, not a curated record. The coding region runs from base 1 to 282 and encodes 93 amino acids. The transcript has 2 exons. NCBI's taxonomy places the organism in Eukaryota, Viridiplantae, Streptophyta, Magnoliopsida, Ericales, Balsaminaceae. Gene Ontology annotation, molecular function: GTP binding; GTPase activity.
AUGUGGGAACGAUACUUUCGUGGUGUGUCUGCAAUUCUGUAUAUAGUUGAUGCAACAGACAGAGAUAGUGUCCCGAUUUCAAGAACAGAGCUUCAUGAUCUCUUGGAGAAACCUUCUUUAAGUGUCAUUCCUUUGCUUGUUCUUGACAACAAGAUUGAUAAAUCUAAAGCUCUAACCAAGCAGGCUUUGGUUGAUCAGCUGGGUCUUGAUUCAAUCAAAGACAGAAAUCUGCUGUUACAUGAUCUCUUGCAAGGAUUCUAUAAACAUAGACGUUGUAAUUGA